UCCUGUUGUGGGCAGUCGUUUCCUGUCAGUGCUAGGUAACAAUGGGGAAGAUAAUGGCUGCUUGAGCUACGUCUUAGAACGGGCGCGGGGCUAGAGGCGGGUCUCUACCAAAGGUUCGGAGGCGGGCUAGAGAGCCGCGGAGGCAGUGGCUCGGCGGAGCCUUGGUGGCGGCGGCGGGGCCCAGCGAGUUCGCUCUUGGUCGGAAUCCCCGAAGCAGAGUGAAGAAAACUAAAUCCCAGUUUAUUGGAUUUGAGUACUAUGUCAUAACAGACAGAUAAUUUUCCACUUGUUCAUCAAGAUGGAGAACUCCGAUUCUAACGAUAAAGGAAAUGAUCAAUCUGCAGCACAGCGCAGAAGUCAGAUGGACCGAUUGGAUAGGGAAGAAGCAUUCUAUCAAUUUGUAAACAAUCUGAGUGAAGAAGAUUAUAGACUUAUGAGAGACAACAAUUUGCUGGGCACCCCAGGAGAAAGUACUGAGGAGGAGUUGCUCAGAAGACUACAACAAAUUAAAGAGGGCCCACCACCACAGAGCUCAGAUGAAAAUAGAGGUGGAGAUUCUUCAGAUGAUAUGUCCAACGGUGACUCUAUAAUAGAUUGGCUUAACUCUGUCAGACAGACUGGCAAUACCACAAGAAGUGGCCAGAGAGGAAAUCAGUCCUGGAGAGCAGUGAGCCGGACUAAUCCAAACAGUGGUGAUUUCAGAUUCAGUCUAGAGAUAAAUGUUAACCGUAAUAAUGGAAGCCAAACCCCAGAGAAUGAAAAUGAACCAUCUGCUAGACGUCUUAGUGUAGAAAACAUGGAACAGAGCAGCCAAAGACAAAUAGAAAGUCCAGCAUCUGAGGCAUCAUCUGCCAGAUCAUCUAGGUCAGAACGCAAUUUAACUGAAGCAUUCAUAGAAGUGCCAUCCACCAGAGGUCAGAGGAGGGCAAGAAGCCGGAGCCCAGAACACCGGAGAACCAGAGCUAGAGCUGAAAGAAGUAGGUCACCUCUGCACCCAACAAGUGAAAUUCCACGAAGAGCUCAUCAUAGUAUCUCAUCUCAGACUUUCGAGCACCCUUUAGUAAAUGAGACUGAGGGAAGUUCUAGAACCCGUCACCAUGUGACCCUGAGACAGCAGAUAACUGGACCUGAGUUACUAGGUAGAGGUCUUUUUGCAGCUUCUGGGUCAAGAAAUGCCGUUCAAGGAACAAGUUCUUCAGACACAGGUACCAGUGGUGAAUCUGCAGGAUCUGGUCAAAGACCUCCGACCAUAGUCCUUGAUCUUCAAGUAAGAAGAGUUCGUCCAGGAGAAUACCGGCAGAGAGAUAGCAUAGCUAGUAGAACUCGGUCAAGGUCUCAGACACCAAACAACACAGUCACGUAUGAAAGUGAACGUGGAGGUUUUAGGCGCACCUUUUCACGUUCUGAGCGUGCAGGUGUGAGAACCUAUGUCAGUACUAUCAGGAUUCCCAUUCGCAGAAUCUUAAAUACUGGUUUGAGUGAAACUACAUCUGUUGCGAUUCAAACCAUGUUAAGGCAGAUAAUGACAGGUUUUGGUGAGCUAAGCUACUUUAUGUACAGUGACAGUGACUCAGAGCCUAGUGCCUCAGUCUCCAGUCGAAAUUCGGAGAGAGUAGAGUCACGGAAUGGAAGAGGGAGCUCCGGUGGUAACAGCUCUGGUUCCGGCUCCAGCUCUAGCCCUAGCCCCAGUUCCAGUGGUGAAGGUUCAGAAAGUAGCUCAGAGAUGUUCGAAGGCAGUAAUGAAGGAGGCUCAUCUGGCCCAGCAGGUGCCAGGAGAGAUGGUCGACAUAGGGCCCCAGUUGCAUUUGAUGAAAGUGGUUCUUUGCCAUUCCUUAGUCUGGCUCAGUUUUUCCUCUUAAAUGAGGAUGACGACGACCAACCUAGAGGACUUACCAAAGAACAGAUCGAUAACUUGGCAAUGAGAAGUUUUGGUGAAAAUGAUGCAUUGAAAACAUGUAGUGUUUGCAUUACAGAAUACACAGAAGGCAACAAACUUCGUAAACUACCUUGCUCCCACGAGUACCACGUCCACUGCAUCGACCGCUGGUUAUCGGAGAAUUCCACCUGUCCCAUUUGUCGCAGGGCAGUCUUGUCUUCUGGGAACAGAGAAAGUGUUGUGUAAUAACAGAACUCUGAGCUGUGUAGCUGGAAUAGUGAUGGGCAAACAAAUUACUUGCUUUAUGUCCACUUUGUUGAGUGGUGCUUAAAUAUAAAGUCACAACCUGAACCUGAGUCAUUGCUUUCUGAGGGAAUCAUGUCUUUAGUUUCUCUUUCAGGAUGAAAAGAAUAUUUCAAAAGCAAUGUUUUAGGACUUAAAUGUUUGAUUUCGGUACCAGAUAAUUGCUAACCUGUUACUGAUAAUUUACCCACAUCCACUUGUCAUUUUUCCCUUUGUUAUCUUAAGGUCUGCCUUAGCAGUGGCUCCUUUCUCUACAUGUUGACCUCUUUUUAAAGUUUCCCAGGCCAUAAGAGAGGCAUGAAGAAAAUUCCCACUCAAGACUUAAGUUCCAUUAUGUGUUUUGUAAGUGAUUAAUUAAAACAAUACCAUUCCCAGUUAUUGACACCAAUUCAGUCACAUUCUGAAUAUUGUUUGUUCACCUUCCAGAGUAGGUGAUGAUGGACAUACCUGUGUAAAUAACACUAAACAGUUAGGAUCUUCUAAGUGUAUUAACUGUCCUAAGCCCAUCACUGUGGCACACAAUAGAGUGAACUUAUAGUUUAAUUGAGAUAUUUAUCUUGUGGAAAUAUUAAAAAAAAAGCCUAUGCUUGUGUAAGUGAAAAAAAUCACAUUCAUUUGUUUAAAAAUGUAAAGCUAUUUUGUAGAGGCUCAGUACUUUUCCAAUGCACUCUUGUAUUAAUGCAUUCAAAAUUGUAAAGUACCAUGCUUAGAAAUGAGAACUGCUUUUUGUGAGCCAGCAUAGUAUAACAAACACACCAAACGAAGCUGCUUUUGUAAGUGUGUAGAUGUCAAGAGCAGAACAUAUCUAUAUUUAAUGUAUUUGUGAACAGCUACUGUGACAUGAAAAGGAAAGGACCAUGCAGAAUCACACUGCUUUAGAGACCAAUGGAGGUUGUGCAUUUUAACUUGGGUUUAGGCAGGAAAUGAUAGAUGAGGGUAAAGAAAAGAGCUCUGAAGAGUGGGGGCACAUUUUCAUGAUGACAGUAAUACAGACAUGAACUGGUGUCCCACGGUGACAGCCACAGCAGCUGGACCCAGAAGUCCACUUGAGUAGAUGAAGCCGAUCGUUUGGCAGCGCUGUCUUUGGUUUCAGACAACGGACCACCGCCGCCUAGCACAAGUUCACUGGAUGUUUUUACAAUCUGCCCCCCAAACAAGGAAAGGUGGCGGAAGGAGAAAGACUAAACCAAUUUUAAAGUAAGGGUUUCAGUUGGUACGGAUGGGUGUGCUAUUGGAAAAGUCUCGGAUUUGCUGGUUUUCGAGAUUUAUCAUGUAAGGUACUAGUGCACACUUGUCAGUAUUUCAUUGAUGUAUCUAGCAGAUCUAACAUGCCACCUUUAAAGACCUAUUCAUAAAUUGAGAGAUUUUUUAUUGACAGUGAGGCAUGUGGGGUUAUUUGAAAUUCAGAUUCUAGUUGUGUUGCCCAUAUUUGAAGAUGAGAUGGCUGCCUCACAUCUAUGGACACGCACUUUAUUGUUUUUUAGUAGUAAGAAUAGAUUGUGAUAACCCCAGUGCUCUUGCCUGGGUUUUCUUUUGAGGCUGAUUGGGGUUAAGAUUAGUCUGGCUGUUUCUCUGGGGAAAGCUGCCAGGCCAGAAGAGAAGCUGGAUGCAGUAGGCACAUCCCUGGCCUUUAACCAAAUGAGCUAACUACCCGGAUUAGUCCAGGACUCUAGAAAAUGUUUUACCCAAAUCUGCCUUAGGAAUUACCUGCUUACUCUCACUGAUAUCACCUUAGCAGUAAAGAUUAUUUCAGAGUUCAUUCUUUCAUGUUUUCCUCUGGCUUUCAAUCCUACCUAAGUAUCAAAGAAACUCAAUUGUAAAUAUGGUAGUUGUUUACAAAGGAUAUGUACUGCUCUUGCAAGGAAAUAAUGUCCAAACAAAGCUUCACUUAUUUUUUUUAAUAUAAGCAGAUUUCACUGUUUAUGGCGCUUAUGUAAUACAUUUUUAUCUUUUUAAAAGAAUUGUCCAUGUAAAAGUCAGGAUUCAUUUAUAUUUGUGAGCCUCCUUGUCACCUUUCUGUGGUUUUCAGAUCUGCAGGAUAGUCCUGAUUAACUAAAAACAAAUCCAUUUUCCUCUUGGUAAAAUGUUCCAUGUUAGGGAUGUUCAUUUUCUAAAGCUCAAAAACAACUGCAGCACAUUCUAAACAUGAAGUUACUGACAACAGGUACCUCCCUGACCUCCUCAAACUCAUUACUCGUUUGUGAAGUCCUGAAGUCAGAGGUAACUCAAUAACUCAAGCAGGAUGCUGUUUAUGAAUGUAGAUGCUGAAGCUAUUCAGAAACACUGGAAAUCAAUCUUUCCAUUUCUAGCCUUCAGUAGAAUGCACAUGUUUGACGUGCAUGUGGGCCCUUUCAAAUAGCACUCAUAUCUUUUGGGUUGUGUAGAGAAUGAAUCCAAGUAUUUUUAGUAGGCGUUGCUUUUUUAUUUUACAAAGCCCAUGACUAUUAUAUAUUACUAAUGUUGCAGAUGUUCAAGAUUCAUAUAGGUGUCAGGUAUAGAGUAAAGAACGAAUAUCUUUUUCCUCACCAGUGUCCAAACACCUAUUCUUGAGGGAACAUUUUCUUGCAAAAGACUUUACAUUUCAUUUUGUAUCUUUGCACUUUUUCUUUAUUACAGAAAGGUUCUGUCUUUAAGACCUACUUUGAACUUCAUGCAGUAAUAAUGUUGGGAAAUUACAUUGUUCAAAGCAUAGGGAAAUUACUAAAGCCUGACUUUCCUUGACUCUUUCAAAUGUUUUUUUUAAUCCGCUUACUAGUGUGAAGGUUUGUCGUGUUUUGUUUUAUUCCACACAGCUUACAAUGUUAAGAUUAGUGCAGAAAACAGAAUUGAACAAGUUAAAAAUGGCAGGCUAUUUGCACUAACACUGAAGAGAGCUGUGGGGUGGGGGGUUGGCACAUCUCUGAAAAGACCAUGUUAGUUGCACCUCUGUGCUAAUGGAGGUGGCACUGGGGGGAGGGAGAGGCUCACACACUAGCAUUGGAGCAGAUAAUUGUCAAUUGAUAAGGAAGUGUUAGUGCCAGGAGAUACUCAAUCUUUAGGACAUGAUGGUCAGAAUCCAUCCAAGGUAGGAAACUGGUUAGCUCUGUUACCUUAAACAGUGGUUUGUUUUGUUUUGUUUUUCUCCUGGGAAAACUUCAUUUCUGUGCCAAGUAUUCUCUGCUUUUGUCAAUGUCUUAUAUUUAUGAAGGGUUAGCAUUUAGCAUGUUUUGUAUUUAACCACCUGCUUCUAUGACUUUUAGUCAGUUCUCCAAAUACCCACAUGAUAAAGAGGUCAACAUUACAAAAUGACUGUUAAGGCCUUUUUUAACAGUUUGCUAGAAUGCAGUGGCACCUUGGGGUUGACAUUAUUCUUAACAGAUAGGGGAAACUUUUUACUUCUUUUGUGAGAGGAAAUAAUUUGUAAUCUGCCUUAGUUGAUUUUUUUUUUCCUGACUGGCUUCCCUGUCACACGUUUUACCAAAAAUAUGCAGGACAUGGAAGCCACGCUUGCAGAGCACUUAGGGUCGGUCCUAAGCCAGUUCUGAUGGUUGCUUUCCAAAGUCGUCUUUCUGUACCUUUGUAACAGGUGGGGAAGGCACAUGUGAAGGUGUCUGGUUUUCCCCUUUAGCAGUUCAGUAUGUUUAAUGCUCAGCAACAGUGUUGUGAUUGAGUUCACUAGAAAAUGGUUCUUUUCAAAAAACGAUUUUUAAAUGUACAUUGAUGUAUCAUGCUUCACUUGGGGAGUUCAAGUGCAGGGUCUGAGGAAAGAGUAUUUCUAAGUCACAGUUGAAGCAAAUCAAAACGGCUGUGAGCUCCAUAUCUGCCCUUUAAAUGUUUCAGUUUUCGAGGUUGGGGCUUGUGCUGUGUACUCUCAGCUGGUCUGGAACUCAGGCUGGCCACAAACUUGGGGCACUCCUUGUGCCACUGCCUCUUGAAUGUUGGGAGUACAGGCACUUGUCACCAAACGUAGCUCCAGAUCUAGCUCAGCACUCUGAAAUUAAGGAUUCCUUUAUCUUCACUGGAACAUUUCUAAAAUACUCUCCAACACUCCAGGAAGUAAGUGGCCUCCUGUAAGUCACCAUAGUUUGUAUCUAAAAAGCCCACAGCUUAGAAUAGAAUUACUACCGGGAAUUUUUUUUUCUAAGUAUCAGUUUUAUGAUUGUUUUCAUGUCCAUGUAGAUGUCUGGAUUCAACUCUCAGAACUAUGGUGAGAUUCUUGGGACUUUUUUGUUUUGGUAUUUUGAGAGGGUCUCGUUUUGUAGCCCAGGCUGGCCUGGAAUUAGUGAUCCUCCUGAUUGCUGGGAUUACAGGUAUGUGUCACCCCACCCAGCAAGGAUUUGUUUACUAAAGUCCCAGAGCUGCUUUAUAGUCAUUUGGGUUAGCAGCUAUCUAGAGAUGCGCAGUGAAGCUGAACCCUAUCAUACCACUGUGCCUUGUUUCAAGGUUUUUCUCAUUUCUCAUCUUGAAGAUGGUUUCCAGUUCCAAUUUCUAGUCAAGCCAGCUGCCCAGCCUUAACUCUGUUCAGUGCCCUGUUACUAACAUUUUUUAACAGAUUGGUUUUUAUAUGUUUAAACUGUCCAGCAUUUGGAUUUUACCUCUUGAUAGCUCCAUUUGUCCCUGGUGCUGCUUUUAAAGGUAUAGGGCCCUGUGAAGUGUCUGGUGGAGUAGGUACGCAGCUGGCCUGGUUAUGGACCUAUGUCUGUCUUCUCCCAGGAAAAGCUGCUUUGCUAUCGAUGUUUACUUGGGUUCCUGGAAAGAACUGGGCAGCAAUCCUGGAAAGCUCUGUGAAGCCCAUAUGAAGCUGAAAGGUUUUGAAAAGGGCAGCCUUUAAGUCUUUGAACAUGCAGCACAUGUGUGCAUGCUGCGUAAAGGCUAAAGUGAUUGUCAUAGCAGGGCUUCCUGACCUCCAGGAAACGUUUUCAGAAAGCAACAGUGGAACGCAAAGGGAAGUGAAUUGGCUUGGCUUGCUAUGUCUGGUUUCUCAUUUCCUUAUCAUUUAAAUCGGAAUGAAACACCCUUCGGUAUCUGAUGCAGCAAACUCCUGGUUGGGAAGCCCUGUAUUAAAUUUUGAGAAUGUACCCAACUUUUUUGUACAGUGCUUUACACCUGCUAAAAUUUAACUUGUUUAAUGCAGAACAAGACCUUGAAAGGUCAUUCAUUAAAACUGGUUUGAUUAUUAAUAGCUAUCUUUUAGGAAGAAGCUUUUUCCCUAUGUACAAUGUCAUACUGCAGACUUAAAAUAUAGACUAUCAAUAAAAUGCAUGAAGUGAU
Molecule: messenger RNA, 7429 nt
Organism: Peromyscus californicus insignis
Lineage: Eukaryota; Metazoa; Chordata; Mammalia; Rodentia; Cricetidae
Gene: Rlim
Product: ring finger protein, LIM domain interacting
Exons: 5
Coding region: 299-2122 (607 amino acids)
Biological process (GO): protein ubiquitination; ubiquitin-dependent protein catabolic process; random inactivation of X chromosome
Cellular component (GO): nucleoplasm; cytoplasm
Molecular function (GO): ubiquitin protein ligase activity
Source: RefSeq, a predicted model, not a curated record